This is a messenger RNA of Agrilus planipennis (emerald ash borer), 1405 nucleotides long. RefSeq names its product probable serine hydrolase. NCBI's taxonomy places the organism in Eukaryota, Metazoa, Arthropoda, Insecta, Coleoptera, Buprestidae. The record is from RefSeq and is a predicted model, not a curated record. Bases 410 to 1324 code for a protein of 304 amino acids. The transcript is spliced from 3 exons.
GCAAUGAUAAAAUGUUUUAAAAUACUUUAGAGUUUUAGACCGUUUUAUAACUUCAAUCAUGUGUAUUGUAAAUGAUUAGAUUAUAAAUAUCGCGUCAUACAAUAAUAAUAAAUUACGUAAAUGAAUACAUUGUGGCAAAGAAUAAUUGCACUCCAUUGUAGUCAUUUCCAGUCUUUCAAGUUAUACCCAAUAUACGGUAUCUACUUAGUGAUUAUAAUUACAAAAUUUGUAAUUAUGAUUAAUAAAUCAUACAAUACGUACAUAAAAUGACCAUGAAAAUACCGUAUUGAUCAGCGCAAUAAACCGUAAAAACAUUAAAAGUGUAUAGUUAGUGGUUAUGGUUCAGUCUUUUCAUUGAAGUCAAGUAGCAAAAUUAUUAUUGAUUCAGUAUUUUUUUAUUGUCAAGAAGAUGAAUGGUUACAAAGAUGGACUACAUGAUGACUUCGAAGAGAUCACAAUUCCAGUGCCUUGGGGCCAUAUUUCAGGGAAAUGGUGGGGCUCAAAGGAUGUCCAGCCAAUAAUUGCUAUACACGGUUGGCAAGAUAAUGCGGGUACAUUUGAUAAAUUAGCCCCCAAAUUGAAAGAUAGUGGUUUCUCAGUGUUCUGUAUUGAUUUACCUGGUCAUGGUUUGUCCUCCCAUUUACCCCCUGGGCACUGCUACUACUUGUUUUGGGAUGGAUUGCAUAUAGUAAGGCGUAUUGUCAAACACUUUAAAUGGACCAAAGUAACACUAAUGGGGCAUAGUUUAGGAGGUGCUAUAUCGUUCCUUUAUGCAGGAACUUUUCCCAAAGAGGUAGAAAAGUAUAUUUGUAUUGAUAUAGCCUCACCAAGUGUAAGAAACAUGUCCAAAUUAGUGGAACAAGCUGGAGAUGCUUUAGACAAAUUUUUAAAGUACGAAACUUUAACUAAAAACCAGCAUCCUUGUUAUGAAUAUGAAGAUAUGAUUAGUAUAGUACAAGAAGCUUAUAAAGACAAUUUGGAUAGAGAAGGCUGUGAAAUAAUGAUGAGAAGGGGAAUGAAAAAGGCAAAAGACAGGAAAGGUUAUUAUUUCUCGAGAGAUGUAAGACUCAAAGCGAGUGCAAUGGGUUUUAUGAGUUUGGACCAGAUAUUGGAAUUUGCUUCCAAGACAAUUUGUGAAGUGCUCAACAUAAGAGGUCAUCCAGGUCAUAAAUUUGAUCAUCCAGAGCACUAUGACAUAGUGCUAGAGAAAUUAAGUAAGACCGCAAAAAAAGUUGAAAGACACAUUAUCCCAGGGACACACCAUUUACAUUUGAACGAUGCAGACACAGUAGCUCCCAUUAUAAUUAAAUUUUUGAAAUCUUAAUGGUUAUUUUGAAUAAAUUAUUCAAGUAUUAAAUUAUUUAUAUUUCAGGUGGUGACUUGGUAGUUACUUAAUUUGUUCACU